Molecule: messenger RNA, 2109 nt
Organism: Naegleria fowleri
Lineage: Eukaryota; Heterolobosea; Eutetramitea; Acrasida; Naegleriidae
Exons: 4
Coding region: 1-2109 (702 amino acids)
Biological process (GO): regulation of chromosome condensation
Source: RefSeq, a predicted model, not a curated record
AUGAGAACAUUUAAAAAGAAAAAUCCUGUUCUUGUGAAAGUGGAGAGCUCUCCCAAUUCAAAAAAAGUUUCUCUUUUCAGUGAUAUCAACAGCGAUGAUGAGAAAAAAAGCAAAAAUCGGAGGAAGGCAAAUUCAAAUGAUUUAUUUUCGGAAAAUGUUUUUGAUGAAACCUUAGAAGCAUCCACAAAACGAAAACGACAUAGUUUAGAUUCUGUUGCUAAAAAGUCAACUUCAUCUUCAGGAAGUCAAUCACCAAUUUUCAAAACUCCAACAAAGAAAUCGCAAACGAAAAGUGCUUCUGUAACUCCAACAAAAACUUCAAAAUCUCCCAAGACGCCAGGAUCUUCAGGAAAGAAAAAACUAUCUGUGGAAGAUAACUUUUUUGAUGAUGAUUUAUUUGACGACGUUUUUGGUUUUUCAUCUUCAGAGGAUGAAGAUGGAGACAAAACACUAAAAUCUGCAAAAAAGCCAAAGCGUGCUUCAACGUCAAGCGCAUCACCAAGGCUUGACAGUAAAGAAAAAACCGUAAAAGAAAGCAUUUUAAAUUAUUUGGAGGGAUUGAAAUCAUCUCAUGUGGAUACACAACACUCAUGUGCUAGCUCAUUAGCUAAAAUGUUUUCUGAACAGUGCGACGACUUGGGAAUAUUUCUUCGUGCCCACUCCCUUGUAAAAAAAGUGGUUGACACGUUGUGUUUGGUUGUUGACUUUGGGACACAAAAGUUACUAUCCCUGACAGCAGCACAAAUUAUUGGCAUAUUACUGAAAGAUCCCUUGAAUGCAGAGUACAUCACUGAAAACUCGUUUAAAAUAUUGCAUGAAAUUAUUAAGCAACACCACGUUCUCAAAUGGCAACAAGUUUCACAUUUAGAAUCAAUCAAACGAACAAAACGCACUCGAAUUGCUGCUCUUAAAGCAGGUUCCCCAAGCAAAGCUCAAAAACAACAAUAUGAAGAAGAGGACGAGAAUAUGCAAGCUUUUGAAAAGACUACUAUCUCAUUGGCUCUUUCAGCUAUGGUUAAUAUUGUAAAUUAUGAACAUCAUUGUUUUGAUCUCAAAUAUCAUCAAGCUUCUAACAAGGAGGAAUUUUUGGAAAAGAAUAGACCUAACUUAUUGUUUAUCAAAACGAAUAGUGUGGAGACUGUUGAACGACUUGUACCAUGCUUUCUAGCCCUAAUAGAAAAAGAUAGAGAUGAUACUCUUGUUGGUGAUUUGUGUAAUUGCAUCAAAAUGCUUGAAAAGAAUGGCAUUGUCACCAAAUAUUCCACUGAUGCAAGCAAAAAUGCAGAGGCAUGGAAUUAUUUCCUUCCUGCUCUGAUUCGAGUUUUGAAUUGUCUCACACCUGUCAAUAAGCCAUCGUUGAGUGAGUUGAAAGAUGGACAUCCAGUUGUAGAAUGUGCGCUCGUUACUUUGCGAUUUCUAACAAAUAUUAGCAAUGGAAACGAACAAGUUUGUCAAAGAAUUGCUGAAGAAAAUGGUUUGUCAGGAAUUUGUGCCGUAUUGGCCUCAAGUUAUACUCAACAUUUCGACGUCAUUACUAUGUGUUUAGCUUUAUUAUCAAACAUGACAGAUAAAAGCUGGAAUAAUAGAGAACUUGUUAGAAACUUUAAACUCGAAUUUAGAGGAAAAUCCAAAAAACUAAUGAACUUUUUGAUCGAGUUAUUUAUUGAGUAUUACUCAAAGCAAGAUUACAACGAUGACAACAAUCAAGAUACUGAAAAUUGUGUCACAGUUUCUGAUCAAGACUCGCAAAACACUCCUGCUGUAGAGAUUGUUGAAAAGGUCAACACAGAAAAAAAAGAAAAGGAAAAUCAAGGACUAUCAGCAAGGAGUAACCUAAAACGUACGGAAGACAAUAUCAUUACGUCCUAUUUAGCAAUAUUGCUUGGCUGUCUUUGUAAGGAGCAUGAAGAAAACAAAGAGUAUAUUAUGAAGGAACUUCCUGAAAAAUCGUUUAUUUCACUCAUUAUUGCCCUGAAAGCAUUUGUGCUUUAUCAAUCAAAUGCAUCACUAUUGACCAAAGAUACCCUUGAUUCGAUCAAAUGUCUUUUGACAGAGUUAGGAGACAAGAAUAAUUCACAAAAUUCCGAUCACAACAAAGAGAUUGAAUAA